CAAAACAAAAACUCGUAUCCUCACUGCUUGAUUGUGGGCUAUGAUUUGACUUUUUGGUCUUCUCUCUUCUCGCUUCAAUUGAACAGAAAGUGCUUAGUUUCUCAGUAUGGCGAACACAGGCUCAAGUGAAUCCACUUAUGAUAGGAAUGCAGAAUUUCAAGCGUUUGAGGAUACAAGAGCUGGAGUAAAAGGUCUAGUAGAUUCUGGGCUGACAAAGAUCCCACGUAUGUUCCAUUCUGAGGAGUUGAACCACACAGAGAGCUCAGAAAAUUACUCAAACCUUACAAUCCCCAUCGUUGACCUCGCGGGCAUACACAACGAUUCAUCUCUACACACUGAAGCUGUUGCGAAAAUUGGAAGUGCGUGCCAGAAUUGGGGAUUUUUCCAGGUGAUUAAUCAUGGGAUUCCAAAUGAUGUUUUUGAUGAGGUGAUUGAUGGAAUUCGAAGGUUUCAUGAACAAGACUCUAAGAUAAGAAAGCAGUUUUACACAAGAGACUUGAACAAGAAAGUUAGGUACUAUUCCAAUGUUCACAUGCACAAAGACAGACCUGCUAACUGGAGGGAUACACUCUUUGUAGCUCCUGAUGCAGCGAAAGCAGAUGAUAUACCAGCAGUGUGUAGGGAGAUUGUAAUUGAAUAUUCAAAGAAAAUAAGGGAAUUGGGUAAUACAAUCUUUGAGUUAAUGUCGGAGGCUCUGGGCCUCAAUCCUUCUUACCUUAAGGAACUGGCUUGUGGGGAAGGGCUUUUUCUUCUCUGUCACUACUUCCCACAGUGCCCAGAACCUGAGUCAACUAUGGGAGUUACCAAGCACACUGAUUCUGAUUUCAUGACAAUCCUUUUGCAAGAUCAGAUUGGUGGUCUUCAAGUUCUUCAUGAGAAUCAGUGGGUUGAUGUUCCUCCUGUGCAUGGAGCUCUUGUUGUUAACAUUGGAGAUCUUCUACAGCUGAUAACAAAUGACAGGUUCAUCAGCGUGUUUCAUAGGGUCUUAGCAAGGCCUAUAGGCCCAAGAAUUUCCAUAGCAAGCUUCUUUAUAAAUCUUGAUGACAUUGCUGAAAAUACAGCAAAGGUUUAUGGUCCAAUUAAGGAAUUAUUAUCGGAAGAAAACCCACCAAUCUACAAGGGCACCACUAUUAAAGAUUUUUGGGCAAAUAAUAUCUCAAGGGGCCUUGAUGGAAACUCUUCUUUAAAAGCCUUCAAAUUAUGAAGCAAGUAUGGAAAAAAAAAAGAGGGAUCUAUCGGUGCACUUUUGAUUCUCAUGGAUUCCUACUUUAGAUCAUAUUGUAUAUUUGUAUAUCAUAUUUCUGAAAUGUAUUCCUUCCUACGUGUACAAAGCAGAAGUUAUCAAUUAUGAGUUGGCAGUUGUGUCCAAAGCUUCAACUAAUUGGCGUCGGUAAGGAUUAAAAUUUUGAUCACUUCAGAGACUUGAGUAUCAUAUUAAAGGUCACUUCCUUGAUAGAAGUCUCGGCUCAUGAUUGGUUUAAUUCAUAUCUGAUAUCUCUAAUAUUUUGUCCAAGGUUAUAAUCAACAUCUCCAGCAAUAUAUAAAUCCAGCACAAUAAAUUUUCCAUGCU
Messenger RNA from Neltuma alba, 1570 nucleotides. Its product is annotated as 1-aminocyclopropane-1-carboxylate oxidase homolog 1-like. Bases 107 to 1204 code for a protein of 365 amino acids. The transcript has 3 exons. The record is from RefSeq and is a predicted model, not a curated record. Lineage: Eukaryota; Viridiplantae; Streptophyta; Magnoliopsida; Fabales; Fabaceae.